Messenger RNA from Entrophospora sp. SA101, 303 nucleotides. Lineage: Eukaryota; Fungi; Glomeromycota; Glomeromycetes; Entrophosporales; Entrophosporaceae. The record is from the annotation of a GenBank genome assembly.
AUGCAAGGCUAUGCCAAUUCUCUCACCUUUGAUUCAGAAAUGUUUGUUGAAGAAGUAGAAGAUAUUGGUGAUUUCUUUGAGGAUUUAAUUCCUGAUGAAGAGGAAGAAAAUUAUUCGGAUUUAUUACGACGUAUUAAUCACACCGCCCGCCGUGCUGGUUCGGAUUCUAAUUCACCUCCAUACAUAAGAUUAGGAUGGAUGGAUGAACUUAGUGGUGAUGGAGAACUUGCCUCUUCACCAUUGCUUAGAAAUUUAUCAUACAAAAGUUCAAAGUCACCAAAUAAUCCAACAAGUAAAAAAUGA